AAAACAGUACCAGGCAGCAGAGCGAAUUAUACGGAAAGAAAUUGUCUGAACUUUAAAAGAUAAAUAUUUUAUAAACAGACGGGCUGUGAUUGCCCAACAAGCUUACCUGAGCACGAGAUCUUUCUUUAGUUCGAGUUACCCUGCAAACUGUGCAUUAUGUCAAUACGAGACAUCCAACUUUCUGAAGUCAGACAGCUACUAGUGGACAAUUCGGGGUUCUCUGAAGUGGCAAAUGCCAGAAGCUUCCAAGUUCUUGAAACUCAGGAGCAUGAUGUUGAAACUCCAUGUGGUGUUAUCCGCGUUGCAGUGCGUGGGACACCGAAAGGAAGUCGGCCAGUCAUACUCACAUUUCAUGACAUUGGGAUGAACUCCAAAUUAUGCUUCAACGUUCUGUUCAAUUCUGAAGACAUGCAAGAAAUUACACUUCAUUUUGCUGUUUAUCAUAUUAAUGCACCUGGCCAGCAAGAGGGCGCUCCUGCUUUUCCAACUGGCCACCAGUACCCAUCAAUGGACCAAAUGUCUGAGAUGCUUCCAGCUAUUUUGAAGCACUUUGGUAUAAAGAGCAUUAUUGGAAUAGGCGUUGGAGCUGGCGCAUAUAUCCUGACUAAAUUUGCUUUAACUUUUCCUGAUCUUGUUGAGGGGCUAUGUCUCAUUAAUAUUAAUUGCUGCGCUGAAGGAUGGAUGGACUGGGCAGCAACCAAGAUUACUGGCUGGACCUCUAACUUGACGGAUGUUGUGAUCUCUCAUCUGUUUGGAAAAGAUGAAAUACAUUCUAAUCCUGAUUUGAUCCAGUUGUACCGCUCUCACAUUUCUUCUGAUAUUAAUCACAACAAUCUGCAAUAUUUUGUUGAUUCAUACAACAGCCGAAGAGAUCUGGAUAUUGAGCGCCCUCUUCCUGCAGGGCAUCAUCAUCAUCAUCAUCACCAUAUUUCAACCUUACAAUGUCCCACUUUGUUAGUGGUUGGAGAUGCUUCACCUGCAGUGGAUGCUGUGGUUGACUGUAAUACUAAACUUGAUCCAACAAAGACUACUCUGCUAAAGAUGUCUGACUGUGGAGGACUGCCACAAAUUGUUCAGCCAGCAAAGCUUACAGAAGCUUUCAAAUACUUUGUGCAAGGCAUGGGCUACAUGCCUGCAGCCAGCAUGACUCGUCUUAUGAGAUCCCGUUCAGCAUCCGGAUCCAGUGUAGUGUCCCUAGAGGGCAACAGGAGUCGAGCUCAUACCGGGGAGGCAUCAAAGUUUUAUAGCCACCCAGCUACGGGGCUGAACCAAAACACCAAUGCCAACUCGAAUACUCAUGUGGGAGCUGUUGAAAACUCUGGCCCUCAGUCAGCAGAAAUUUCAUGUUGAAAACCCCUCUUUCUACCUUAAAAAGUCAAAGCAAGUGUAAAGUUACCCUUUAAAGCAUAAGUGUGAGCAUAGCCUGAAGCUUUUUUAAAAAGGACAUCAGGACUAAAAAUGAAUAAAGGUGCACAGACUAAAAAUCUACUUCUAUUUUGUGCAUCCUCUCUUGCUGUUACUCUUCUAAUUGUUGCCAUAAUUUGGAAUCAAAGGGUCCAUGCAAAAUCUGAAGGUAAAACAAAACAAAUGCUGUUUCUUUUUCUUGCACCUUUUCAGGGAGUAGUGCAUUAUGGGUAACAACAUUUUGCAAGCAUUACUUGCCCAUGAGUCAUAUGAAGCUGGAGUUGAAUGUUGAGAUGUACAUAGUUUGAUUAAUCUUCUUAAAAGUAUUAAAUCUUGUUGGUUUGUAUAACUUUUUAUCAAAUUUCAGUUGGUUGUUUUUUCCCCCUUGACAUUCUGUUGUUUUAAACCAGAAGCAUUUACGUAGCUUUUUUAAAAAAAAUUCCGGUUAAGUAUAUAUGUAGGCUGAUACUACUUCUUUGUAUAACCCUGUCUUUUUCUGAUCUGCAUGAAUUUGAGUAAGAUUUUGAUCCUUUUUCUAAAAAGUUAGGCUAAAAGUGCUUCCUGUAUUUCCUGAUUGUGUAACCUAAUUAAUCCAAAGUAUGCAUUUAUAUUGUACUACAGAAAUUUGUAUUUUUGAAUUAUUUUGUAAGUUUUCUUUGAAAUGCGGCUGUUGUGCUUUUUGGGGAGAACUCUUCAGAAGAGCUCUAAUGAAAAUUGCACUCAAAUCACUUCCUUUCAAAUGAUGACUGACAUGGUGUAACUUUCCAGACUUCAUGAUUUUUCUUCAGCAGGAGAUCUUUCAGGGCAUUCAUUUACUGUACAUUGUCCUGAAAUGUUUGGAAAGCAGCAUUCUAGCAAGAGCUUUGUAUCGUGAAAAUAUAGUACCUUAUCAGCAUUUGGCCUCAUUUCUGUUUCUUAGCCCAAAAAAGCAUCUUCCUUCCUUUCCCCACUCCCUACAGACUUGAUCUUCAAGCGCAUCUUAAAUUCUAUGCAAUUUGUACCUUUUAAAGCACAGAAAUAGGCCAUUUGGCUCAGCAGGUUUAUGCCUGUUUGUGCUCCACAUGAGCCUCUUCCCACCUUAUUUCAUCUUGCCCCUAUCAACUAAGUUGAAUUUGGAAAUUGUUUCUAUCCACGUUAGCAUUUUGAGGUUACUAUUUAAACACAGGUUCUGUAAUCAACCUAGAUGCAUUUCCUCAAAGGUGAAAAGCUUUCAGUACUUAAUUUUUUUUAACAGAUUUUAGAUACUGUCUGAAAAAUAGACUGUAAUAUCUAGGGUGCUGUCCCAGUGUGAUCUCUUAUUGUGGUGCCCGUAAACAUACAAAAACACACCCCAUUUAAACAUUUACAUUAUAAAAGUUUGUUUCUACCCAUUCCUGCUACACCAUCAAAACCAGAUUGUUCCUUGCAAGGUUGCCUCCAACCGGAAACUUGGUCAUCGUAACAUUGUAUGGAAGUGCUGAAUGAAACCUUUGCCAAGCAAAGGAAAUGGAUGUGUUACAUCUGCCAUUUCAAUUUUGGCUCCCAGGAGGCUUGGACCCUUUUUCUCUACCAUAUACAGACAGCAAUAAAAUGACUAAAUUGAGUAUCAAAUGCAGUGAUUUUGUUUUUUUUGGGGGGCUGGGAUGAUGGUGAGAGGAUGCCAUUUUUGUCUUUUCCUUUAAGGCAAAUAAUGUUAACAGUUUUGGGCUAUGUGUUUUGAGUCAUGCUGAUGUUCAGGGGCCAAGUUUUUGCUGUCUAUUAUUGAAUGAGAAUGGUUUCCUGUGAUUCUCAACACCUAUCUGUAGUUUGCAAUUUAAAUCAACAAAUCCUAGUAUUGGCUAUGACUCUUUUUGAUCCUGCAAAUGAUAAUACUGAACAAAUAGAUUGAAAUCAAAGUGUUUGAAAAGUUGACAGUGACAUUUAUAUUUAUUUUGAAAAUAAACUUUUGAAACUUUA
Carcharodon carcharias (great white shark) is the source of this 3339-nucleotide messenger RNA. Its product is annotated as protein NDRG1-like. Bases 157 to 1350 code for a protein of 397 amino acids. Gene Ontology annotation, biological process: signal transduction. The record is from RefSeq and is a predicted model, not a curated record. NCBI's taxonomy places the organism in Eukaryota, Metazoa, Chordata, Chondrichthyes, Lamniformes, Lamnidae. The transcript has 16 exons. Gene Ontology annotation, cellular component: cytoplasm.